GGCCUGGCCAUGGCGGCUAUCCGCAAAAAGCUUGUGGUGGUGGGCGACGGCGCGUGCGGUAAGACGUGCCUGCUGAUCGUGUUCAGCAAAGACGAGUUCCCCGAGGUGUACGUGCCCACCGUGUUCGAGAACUACGUGGCCGACAUCGAGGUGGACGGCAAGCAGGUGGAGCUGGCGCUCUGGGACACGGCCGGCCAGGAGGACUACGACCGGCUGCGGCCGCUCUCCUACCCCGACACGGACGUAAUCCUCAUGUGCUUCUCGGUGGAUAGCCCGGACUCGCUGGAGAACAUCCCCGAGAAGUGGGUGCCCGAGGUCAAGCACUUCUGCCCCAACGUGCCCAUCAUCCUGGUGGCCAACAAGAAGGACCUGCGCAACGACGAGCACGUGCGCAACGAGCUGGCGCGCAUGAAGCAGGAGCCCGUGCGCACCGAGGACGGCCGCGCCAUGGCCGUGCGCAUCCAGGCCUACGACUACCUCGAGUGCUCGGCCAAGACCAAGGAGGGCGUGCGCGAGGUCUUCGAGACGGCCACCCGCGCCGCGCUCCAGAAGCGUUACGGCUCGCAGACGGGCUGCGCCAACUGCUGCAAGGUGCUCUAAGCCCCCCUGCCCCCGCCCCCGUCAGCCCGCGGACCUACGGACUCACGGACCGCCUCGCGGAGAUGGAGGGGGGAGUACGCGGGUGCCCCCUCGGGGGCCUGGGCCCAGGCCGGCCACUCUCCAGCAGAGCCCGCCCCGCCCCCGGCCCUGCUGCCGAGCUCGACUCCCUCCCCCCAAUCUCCUUUCUUUCCAGUCCCCCUCCCGCCUCGGUGCGGGCCUGGCUGCUCCCCGGGGGCGGGGGCGGGGGCGGGGGCGGGCGGCUGUGCUCCUUGGCAGCCGGGACUGUGAAAGGCCUGCAGACCUUGUGGGAGGGGGCGGCGACACUGACUUAGCCCCCGCCAAGGUUGGGGCCCGGCCUGGCUUAACCCGCCGAUCCAAACCCUUGUGGGGGGUGGGGUAUGCGUGUGACCCAAGUGGACUUGGUGCCUGACCGGACACCCGCCCCGUUGGCUUCCUGGAUGGAGAAGGGGGGCUUCUUUCCGAGAGACAGCUGCUGAGCCAUCCUUUCACAAAGGCCUCCUUUCUCCCCGCGCUAGCCGGGGCCGGGCCCCUCCCGCCCUGGGUGUCGGCUCCUCAGCCAGAAGACGCCGCACCGCGCACUGAUUUCUGGGGGGGAGCGGGGGAGGGGGCACGCGGCCAGUCGGGGUCUCUGCUAAUGAAACCAUUUCCCCGGGCGGUGGCCUGGGAGACUGGGCCGGGGCCUCGCUGCCGCCCCUUUUUUGUCGUCGUUGCCGCCCCUCCCCCCGCGGUACUGACUGGGUUUCUAGUUCCUUUUUUAAAUAAACUGACCGUUCGUCGCCGGUGAUGACCACUUCCCUCAGUCAAGUUUACAUGCCGUGCCCGGAAGCUUGUGCACAAAGGGGUUUGUCCGACAUUAAACCAUUUCUGCCAUUUCCCGA
This is a messenger RNA of Gracilinanus agilis (Agile Gracile Mouse Opossum), 1499 nucleotides long. It is a transcript of the gene RHOB, whose product is annotated as ras homolog family member B. Gene Ontology annotation, biological process: small GTPase-mediated signal transduction. The record is from RefSeq and is a predicted model, not a curated record. Bases 10 to 600 code for a protein of 196 amino acids. Gene Ontology annotation, molecular function: GTP binding; GTPase activity. Lineage: Eukaryota; Metazoa; Chordata; Mammalia; Didelphimorphia; Didelphidae. The transcript has a single exon.